Staurois parvus is the source of this 1690-nucleotide messenger RNA. Lineage: Eukaryota; Metazoa; Chordata; Amphibia; Anura; Ranidae. The record is from the annotation of a GenBank genome assembly.
AGAUUGAACCUGAUAUACUUCCCACCAAAGCUUGGAUUUGUAUGGUGCUGGACACUCUACUAAGUAUUGUCAGCAGUCAAUAUUAUCCUAAGGGCAGAAUCUUUCCUUGGUUCCAACAGAAAUCCUAUUCUGGGGAGAACACAGCCAGUGUCAUUGCCCGCUCAUGUGCUGCCACAGCCCUCUCUCUGCUGGUCCCAGUGCUUGUUGUAUCUUUUAAGGAGAAGGUGGAGGAAAUUCUCAGCAUUCUGACUGCCAGAUUACCUGGAAGGCCAGAAGCAGAUGAGUCGCAGUCUCUCCAAGUUCACAUGGGAUUGGCACUGGGAAUGUACAUCUCUCGUUUAUGUGAAGAGAAAGUCAGUGACACUUCUGGUCAGCAAAUGAACUUAAUAAUCAUGAAAUCUUUGGAUGCUUUGGAAAGCUGCUGUUUUGAUGCCAGCCUGGACUAUAACAUUGGCUGCAUUCUUGGAGUGGGCCUCGUUCUUUGCUUCAUGAGUCAGAGCAGCCAGACAGACAAUCGUGUCCAUGUCUCAGCCACACUCCGUAAGAUGUAUGAAUGUCUGGGGAACAGUGGUGACCAAAGCCGAACUGUACAAGAGGUGCUGUCAUACUCUGUUGCCUGUGUCUCAGUGUCAGCUUUUAGUGCUGGAAUUGUUAGUGCUGACGAAGCUGAGGAACACUUGAAUAAACUAAGAACACUGACUGAACAGAACCAGCAGACACCUGGUUUAGCUCUUUCACUGGGAGCUAUUGUUCAUGGCUUGUCGGUAUGUGGUCAUGGGAAGGCAGAGGACCUGAACAACCGUUUGCUACCUGCCUGGAUUAAGAUCCUACUUGCAGAGGGUUGUCCAACUAUGCAACGAUUAGCUGCACUUAAUGGACUUGUGGCAUUGGUAGGCUCUGAAUCUGCACUCAUUCAACUGAAAUCUGAAGCUAUCCAGUCAUCCUUGUUCCAAAGCAAACUUAAUGAAGUCAUCAAAACAAUUACACAGAUAAUUACCUUUUCUGGAGUGAUUGGCCUGCAAACCAAUGCUGCCUGGAUUCUGGGCCACCUUCACUUAUCCAGCCUUUCCUCAUCCCAGAGAGCAGAACAUCUGUUCCUCCAGAUUUCGGCUACUUGCCUGAAAGAAGCUUAAUACGAGUUAUCAUAGAUUUUCUCAUUUCAGCUGGCAAGAAAGGUCCUGAACUGAUCCCUACUUCUCUGGUCAAGGUGUGCAUGUCUUCUCUCGCUGCUACAGCUGAUGGAUAUCAGUAUCCUCCUAUCAACUGGGCAUCCAUUCUUGCUCCACUAAUGAGGCUCAAUUUUGGUGAAGAAAUCCAGAAACUAUGUGUGCAGAUAGCAGUGACUCAGGCCCAGUCUUCCCAGAAUGCAGCUGUGCUCCUUGGAAUGUGGCUGGUUCCACCCUUAGUUUACAGUCUUACUAUGCAAACCUGUUCAUAUCUGCUUUCCUCACUAUCUCUGUGGAUGAAGCAUGUCUCUGAAGAUAAACUACAGACCUUUGCAGAUGUAUUCAUGAUUGCACAGUUUGAGGCACAGAAAAAGUCCUACAAAGUAGAAAUGUCCAAGAAUAUUCUGCUGGGCCUGAGCCAGGCUAUGAAGCUGCCCAACCCUUCUCAGGGUUGCUGGAGUUUUCUGUGCAAAACCACGGAGAGGAUAUUUCAGCUGUUACCAGAUGUCAUCCAGGUACACACA